CGUGGGGUCCGGGCUCUGGGACAGCGGCCGGCGCGGCCGAGGGCGGGCCGGGCGGAGAGAGCGCGGCGGCUAGCGGCCCGGUGCCCGAGGCCCGAGGCCCAGCGCAGGCUCCUUGAGCGCUCUGCGGUGUCAGACGUGUGAGCGUCCGGUGGAAGGAGGGGACCGUGGGCCCCACCCCGGAGGAAGCGUUGGGAGGAGAAGAGGCACACGCAGAAGGCUGGAGGGGUGUAUUGACAGGAGCCCUGAAGGAUGCUCAGCUCAUUUGGAUUCUUAUCCAGCGAUGUCGGAGCUCAGUGAUGAAGCCAGUGAGCCGGAACUCCUGAACCGCAGCUUGUCCAUGUGGCACGGGCUGGGUGCGCAGGUCAGCCGGGAGGAGCUGGCCGUCCCCUUGGAUCUUCACACCGCUGCUUCCAUCGGCCAGUAUGAAGUGGUGAAGGAAUGUGUGCAGCGGUAAGGGAUCCUGGGAAGUGUUCCUUGUCCUCCAUUGAGUACCAGCUCAGUGGCUCCAGACGCCAUGGAGAAAGAUCGAGAGAGUUAGAUUUGAAUAAGAAGAACGGUGGUGGCUGGACCCCGCUGAUGUAUGCCUCCUACAUUGGACACGAUACCAUCGUGCACCUGCUGCUCGAGGCGGGGGUGAGUGUGAAUGUGCCGACCCCGGAAGGGCAGACUCCACUGAUGCUGGCUUCCAGCUGUGGCAACGAGAGCAUCGCCUACUUUCUCCUCCAGCAAGGUGCUGAGCUAGAAAUGAAGGACAUUCAGGGCUGGACUGCCCUCUUCCACUGCACCAGCGCUGGGCACCAACAGAUGGUCAAGUUCCUCUUGGACAGUGGAGCGAAUGCCAACGUGAGGGAGCCAAUAUGUGGAUUUACUCCUUUGAUGGAAGCAGCAGCCGCUGGCCAUGAGAUAAUCGUGCAGUAUUUUCUGAAUCAUGGAGUCCAGGUGGAUACGAGAGACCAUAGUGGAGCCACAGCCCGGAUGCUGGCCAAGCAGUAUGGACACAUGAAGAUUGUGGGGUUGAUAGACGCUCACUCGCCUUCUCUGCCCAAGAGUCUCUAUCGGAGCCCAGAAAAGUACGAAGAUCUCAGUUCUUCGGACGAAUCCUUCCCUGUUCCUCAGCGACAGAGGCCCUGUCGGAAGAAGGGCCUGAGCAUCCACGAGGGGCCGCGAGCCCUGGCCAGGAUCACAGCUAUCGGCCUGGGGGGCACGGCCCGGCGGCCUGGCUACGAGCAGGUGCCUCCCCGGGGCUAUGUCACCUUCAACAGCAGUGAAGAGAACCCCCUGGAAGAGGGGGGCCUCUGCUACAGGGAUGUCACCUCCCCCAUCAACGACCGGGAUGUGGAGAGCAGCAGCAGCAGCAGCCGGGAAGAGCAUGCCUUCUGUGCCCACCUCGGGGCCGUGCGCAGCAGCAGCAGCAGCGAGGGUCUGGCGAGGGCCCCGGGAGUGAGCAGCGAGGCCUCUCUGGAGAGCAACGAGGACUCGGACCAUGUGCGGAAAAGCUCGGUUCGCAAGCAAACUAAAAGCUACGUGAAGGCCAAGAAUCGGCACAGCAACAGUGACAGCCAGUGGCAUCCCAGCCCUGCAGCUGCCUGUUCCCCAGGAUCUGUGCCCCAGGCGGAGCAGCCCCCCUACUCAGGACCCCAGGACCUCGCCACGCUGCUGGAGCAGAUCGGGUGUCUGAAGUACCUGCAGGUGUUCGAGGAGCAGGACGUGGACCUCCGCAUCUUUCUCACCCUCACCGAGAGCGACCUGAAGGAAAUCGGCAUCACGUUGUUUGGGCCCAAGAGGAAGAUGACCUCUGCCAUUGCCCGCUGGCACAGCAGUGCCCGCCCCCCUAGUGACGCCCUGGAGCUGGCCUAUGCUGACCGGCUUGAAGCCGAGAUGCAAGAGCUCGCCAUCCAGCUGCACAAAAGCUGUGAGGAGGUGGAGGCCAUGCGGGGCCAGGUGUCGCAGGAGCAGGAGCUGCGGGCCGUGGUGGAGAGCUGCCUCCUGGAGCAGGACAGCACCCGCAAGGACGUCCGCGCCCAGCUGCAGGAGACCUGGGCCCUCGCCCACGAUGCUGCCCUCGUACUGGACCAGCUGCGAGCCUGUCAAGCUGAACUGUCAGCCCGAGUGAGGCAGGAUGAGUCCCCCCGCAGGGCGACCCUGGGCCCAGCCCUCCCCACAGCGGACUCCAAAGGCUGGCAGGCUGCCCUGCAGGCCCUGAGCCUCCCUGAGCUGUCGGGAGCAUUGGAGGAUCGAGUCUGUGAGAUGGGGCGAGUGCUGUGCUCCGUGACCCAGAGCCUGGAGAAGCUACAAGUGCUGAACGGGAAAGAGAACUGGCGGGAGCCGUAGCCGCAGGGACGUCUUCCUUUCCCUCCUCAGAACCUGACGUCGGGUGAUUGAUCCACCCUGAACCUGUGCACCCGGAAGACAGAGGGCCUGAGCGGGCGGCUGCAGCAGCCCAGGCCCCAGCUGGGGCCCGAGAAGCAGGCCCGGGAGCAGCCAGCAGAGAGGCAGGUUGGGGCUGUGGUCGGCACCAGGCAGCGAGGCCCCACGGAGGCAGGCUGAGGGUCUCGUGCUCAGCACCUGGUGGUAAGGCCCAGAGCAGGCAUGGCCUUGAGAGAGAGCGUGUCCCCGACACCGCAGGUGCCACACUGAGGUUUGCCCUGAGGGGUGAGGACUGGGGCAUCUGGGCAGCUUAUGUCAUUUGCUGGAGAAUAAAAUUUGAGAUCAGCUGGU
Molecule: messenger RNA, 2718 nt
Organism: Equus quagga
Lineage: Eukaryota; Metazoa; Chordata; Mammalia; Perissodactyla; Equidae
Gene: ANKS3
Product: ankyrin repeat and sterile alpha motif domain containing 3
Exons: 18
Coding region: 439-2331 (630 amino acids)
Cellular component (GO): cilium
Molecular function (GO): protein binding
Source: RefSeq, a predicted model, not a curated record